AUGGAGACUCCCUAUCAGAACCACAUUGAUAAGGCUGACUUUGACCAUGUGUAUGAGCCUGCUGAAGACAGCUUCCUACUCAUAGAUGCCUUAGAAAAAGACCUACAAUACUUGAAAAGCAAAAACCCCAUAUUCUGCUUAGAAGUCGGUUCUGGCAGUGGUGUAGUUAUAACAGCACUCGGUAUGGCAUUGCCACAAACUUUCUGCUUGAGCACAGAUGUCAAUUUAAAAGCUUGUGCAAUGACCAAGCAAACUGCUGCUUAUAAUAAGGUUAAUUUGGAUUCAUGCAACAUGGACUUGGCUAGUUCCUUCACUGAUAAUAUCUUUGAUGUUAUCAUCUUCAAUCCACCGUAUGUGGUGACGGACAGUGAGGAGUGUGGAGGCAGUGACAUCACAGCUAGUUGGGCUGGCGGGGCUAAGGGCCGUGAGAUUACUGACAGGCUACUCAACAUGAUACCAAAGAAACUAGCCAAUAAUGGAGUCUUCUACCUUCUGCUUAUUGAAGAAAACAUUCCAGAUGAAGUUGUUCAAAUCAUGAACAGUUUUGGAUACAAAUCUGAGACAGUUAUUAAGAGGAAAGUAAGAAAUGAGCAACAAUUAGUUUUAAAGUUUUAUAAGUAAUGCUCAUAUUCC
This is a messenger RNA of Helicoverpa armigera (cotton bollworm), 633 nucleotides long. RefSeq names its product methyltransferase N6AMT1 (gene HemK2). The transcript has a single exon. Gene Ontology annotation, biological process: methylation. The record is from RefSeq and is a predicted model, not a curated record. Gene Ontology annotation, molecular function: S-adenosylmethionine-dependent methyltransferase activity; protein methyltransferase activity; nucleic acid binding. The coding region runs from base 1 to 621 and encodes 206 amino acids. NCBI's taxonomy places the organism in Eukaryota, Metazoa, Arthropoda, Insecta, Lepidoptera, Noctuidae. Gene Ontology annotation, cellular component: eRF1 methyltransferase complex.